GAGGAGAUAGUGGGACUGGCGUCGGCGACGAGCGCUUCCAGUGGUCACGGUGCUCGGGUGAGGACGUCUCCUCAGACCGCCGUCUCUGGGCCGAGGUGACGGCUGAACGAGGAGGGCCGUCCACUACCUUUCAGACGAGGGUACCCUAGAAGCUUCGUCUUCAACGUCCUGCCACGAGCCAGGACACCGCGCCGCCGACUCACUGAACACGAUCGAUUCUGCCGACACACCACUCAGGGUGUUGAUGUUCGGCGCAGUUCCAGACAGGAACAAAGGCCGACGGAGGAGCCGGAGCCGCACGAGCUGCACUGCGUCCACCGGCCGGGUCAGUGGACAGAGCGGGUGAUCCAACAGUGUGUGGACGGUACUGAGUCCUGCCCACCGGAGCCGACCACGGCGGAGGCGGCGAAUAUCAGAUGGAGAUGACAGAUGUGCGUGAAGACCUGGCCGCCUUUCGCCGGGAGGUGUCCGCCCUUCGUGAAGUGGUGUCCGCCCUUCGUGAAGAGAUGUUCGCCCUUCGUGGAGUGGUGGCCCCCCUUCGUGAAAAAGUGACCAUUCUAAACGAGGUGGUGGCAAAAGACAAUAAGGAGACAAAGAAGCUCAAGGGGGAGUACGCCGCACUUCACGAUGCGAUGGUCCGCCUGGAGCAGGCAAUUAUCGAAGAGCGGACCACUCGCCAGACCGUGGUGGAGGAUCUGCGGCAGGAGGUCCGCCGGCGAGCGGCGCCAUCCGGCCGUCCCCAGGGUAAAAUUACAAAAGCGUUUCAUGACGUCACGGCACAGACGGAGCCCCAGCCAUCGGCACACAGUGACGUCAUAGUACAGACGGAGCCCCAGCCAUCGGCAGACAGUGAUACCACAGUGCUGAGAGAGGCGCUAAGGACCGUGACGACGUUCGACGCUCCGUCGGCCAUUGGCGAGGAUCAGCUGACGGCGCUCCUGCAGAGUCUUCCCCACUUGGAGGAGCUGACCGUCAGGGUCCCGUCCUUCGGAACGGGGCGGUGGCUGCGGCUGCUGCCGACGUCACUGAGGACGCUAUACGUUGCCGGGCCGGAGAUGACGGAGCCGAGGUGGCCGGGAUGGUACGGGAAUGGUCUGUCGGUAUCUCUCCAGGGGGUGGCUGCCGACACCAUCAGUCACCUGGCCACGGAGCUGGGGUCACGGAUUACCCUACUAGUCACGGAUGCACAAGUUACUACUAUUCCAAGUCAACUUCGUGAUGCCAUCAUCAGGGUGGGCCCAAACACUAUUAUCCUUCCGGCCGGAGUCGGUGACAGCGAGCUGACGGAGCUGCGGAGCUCACGGGAGACUGUGGAGCGGCUGUCAGUCUCCACCGCCGACCUCCCGCGACUGAGGGGGCAGCUGCCGGAGGGCCUCAAGCGCCUCAAUGUCAGAGGGCCGAAGGUGACGAAGCCGAGGUGGCCGGGAUGGUCCCCGUCGGAUGGGCUGUCAGUGUCGCUCCAGGGGGUGGCUGCCGACACCAUCAGUCACCUGGCUGACCUGGGACGGACGGUCACACUACUGGAGAUAUACGACUGUCCUGAUCUCACGGCCGGCAGCCUGGAGCCCCUCACCAGGUGCCCUGAGCUGCUCAGUCUCACCUUGUCCGGUGGCGUCCCUGACACCGUGAGCCUGGAGCCCCUCACCAGGUGCCCUGAGCUGCGAUGCCUAUCAGUCACCGCCGCCGACCUUCCGCGACUGAGGGGGCAGCUGCCGGAGGGCCUCAUACUCCUCAAUGUCAGAGGGCCGGAGGUGACGGAGCCGAGCUGGCCGGGAUGGGACGAGGAUGAUGAUCUGUCAGUGUCGCUCCAGGGGGUGGCUGCCGACACCAUCAGUCACCUGGCUGACCUGCGACGGACGGUCAGAGUACUAGAGAUAUACGACUGUCCUGAUCUCACGGCCGGCAGUCUGGAGCCCCUCACCAGGUGCCCUGGGCUGUGGUGGCUCACCCUGUCCGGCGGCGUCCAUGACGCCGUGCUGGACAGUCUCAGCGGCUGCCCCGGGCUGAAGGUCCUUACACUGGGGAACCGCCAGCGGCCGGCAGAGACGGCCUUCACAGCAGCAGCGUACACCAGACUGGUGAAGUCGUGUCGGAAGCUGCAGGAGCUGUGGCUUCACUGCACGGCAGACACCGGCCAGGCCGUGCUGACCGCCCUGAAGGAGGCGGACCUGGGCCGGGACAGUGAUGGCCGGCCCCGUAUCAUCAAUCUCAUUGUCCCCGAGGAGCUGUGGCGUCAGCUGGAGAGACAGGAAGGCGGUCGGGUCACAGUGUAUCCGUGGUAGUAUUGCUGCGCUGCACUACCGACCGUGCAGUGAUGAGCUGACUGCAGAGAGGCCGAGCCAGUCGGCCGGGGCCGCCAGCUGACUGCUGCCGUGUGUGCUGCACCAGCCGGCACUGAGAGCGGCGCCGGUCAGCCGGCACACGGCCCCGGUGUCCGCUCUAGUGUAGUCAUGUAGUUUUAGUAGUUGUAGUGUAGAUGUAGUAGUAGCACACGCAUGUGAUGUAGUGGGUAAUUACCGGGUGGGUAUUGUGGGUAAUUGGCUGGAACGAUGUGAUCUAGUGGGUAAUUACCGGGCGGAUAUUGUGGGUAGUUGGCUGGAAGGAUGUGACCUGGUGGGUAAUUACCGGGCGAGUAUUGUGGGUAAUUGGACAGUGAAAAGUGAUGUAGUGGGUAAAUACCGGGCGGGUACUGUGGGUAAUUGGACGGAGGUAUGUGAUGUAGUGGGUAAUUACCGGGCGGGUAUUGUGGGUAAUUGGACAGUGAAAAGUGAUGUGCUGGAGAGACUACCGAUCGUGGCAUUACGCUAUUCUGUAUGUAGAACCCACGUCUCUGGCCGUCCGACUCGGUUCACCGCGCCUGGUCCCGGCGGCACGGCCGGCCUCGGUCACGUGACCGUCCCCCGGUGGAGUCGGACGGCUCGGUCACGUGACCGCUCCCCCCGGGUCUGGCUGCACCUCGGCUCGGCGGUGCUGAGCGCCGUGCUGAGCGUGUUGUGACACGUCCCACACGGACAGCUCUACUCGACUACUGGCUAGCUGCCGUCCGAGCUGGCAGUAUCCACGCGGUGCCAGUUCAGACGGCGGCCGGCCGCGCCGCGCCCGCCCGCUCCGGUCCCGGCCGGCGGCCGUCACCCGGCCCGGGGCGGGGACCGGUCCGUCAGCUGACCAUUGGUCCGUCAGCUGAUUGGUCCGUCAGCUGAUUGGUCCGUCAGCUGAUUGGUCCGUCAGCUGAUUGGUCCGUCAGCUGCCCCGCUCUCCACUGGCGGAGCGUGGCGCACGCCGAGACUGGAGACGUCAAACACAUGUCUACUACAUACACGAGAGGAGACGCUUCAGCUGUACUAUAUGUAGCCUAGGGCAAUUAGUUACCGGGCGAGUAUGGUGGGUAAUUGGAUGAAGUGAUGCGAUGUAGUGGGUAAUUACCGGUCGGGUAUUGUGGAUAAUGUAACCCUGGGUAUGAUAUAGCCGGCUAUCCAACGGUCGGAUAUAGUCAGCUGGAUGCUACUGAAUUGUGUAGAGCUCUUACGGCACCGGUCAUAACGAGUGUCCUCGCGUCUGUCCGACUCGGUUCACGGAAGCACGCCGUCACGGCCCGGGGGCGCGCCGCCAUGUUUUGUGUCCUCUGCUUCGUACAGGGGGGUAAUUGGGCUACCGACCGAUUGGGAGUCGGAGUCGGAGUCCGUGUCGAUCAAGCUGCCUUGACUCCGACUCCGGAACGGCUUUUUAGAUUUUAGUUAUCACUUGGCCAUGCUACUGAUAAUCGGCUGCGCUUUGACUAAUACAUUUUACACAUG
Amphibalanus amphitrite is the source of this 3794-nucleotide messenger RNA. RefSeq lists its product as uncharacterized. The coding region runs from base 417 to 2282 and encodes 621 amino acids. The record is from RefSeq and is a predicted model, not a curated record. Gene Ontology annotation, cellular component: SCF ubiquitin ligase complex. The transcript has 12 exons. NCBI's taxonomy places the organism in Eukaryota, Metazoa, Arthropoda, Thecostraca, Balanomorpha, Balanidae. Gene Ontology annotation, biological process: SCF-dependent proteasomal ubiquitin-dependent protein catabolic process.